Indicator indicator is the source of this 2414-nucleotide messenger RNA. It is a transcript of the gene DYNLT3, whose product is annotated as dynein light chain Tctex-type 3. The record is from RefSeq and is a predicted model, not a curated record. Gene Ontology annotation, biological process: microtubule-based movement. Bases 5 to 355 code for a protein of 116 amino acids. NCBI's taxonomy places the organism in Eukaryota, Metazoa, Chordata, Aves, Piciformes, Indicatoridae. Gene Ontology annotation, molecular function: dynein intermediate chain binding. Gene Ontology annotation, cellular component: cytoplasm; cytoplasmic dynein complex; kinetochore. The transcript has 5 exons.
GGCCAUGGACGAGUUUCACCCCCACAACGAUGAGAUGAUCUUCAACGCUGAUGAGGCUCACAACAUAGUUAAGGAGUGCAUAGAAAGUGUUUUAGGCAAGGCAGAUUAUAAUCACAACAAAGUCAACCAGUGGACUGCUGCUAUAGUGGAACAGUCACUGACACACCUGGUAAAACUUGGAAAAACGUACAAGUACAUUGUAACCUGUGCAGUGAUGCAGAGAAGUGGAGCCGGUCUUCACACAGCAAGCUCAUGCUUCUGGGAUACCACAACUGAUGGAACCUGCACAGUGAGAUGGGAAAACCGAACAAUGAACUGCAUUGUCAAUGUGUUUGCUGUUGCUAUUAUUCUGUAGCUUACUGAAAGAUAAGUAGGAGCAACACCGAAGCCUUUAAAAAAAAUAAUCAUCCAAACACAUGGCUAAAUAUUUCAAACCAUUAUUUGUUUUCAUAUGAGGAGCAUACAGAAGUUACAUACAGAGAGCAUACAGUCUAAGUCAGUUCUCGUAGAUUAAUUAUCUGAAAGCUAGAAAAAAAAUGUAUCUAUCUAAAGAGAAAGUUUUAAGUAAUUUAAGUAUUCAGAAUUAUGUUAAUGAGAAGAUACCACAAAGAUCAAUACAAAGAUGUUGUUUUUGAGAGGAAGGAGACACAUCAAAUCAAAAGAAAAGGCAAAGGGCAAGCAAGACCUCUCAGGAGUAGAGUGCAUUUGGGAAUAAAUCUGAAUGCAAUUCAGAGUGGAUAUACUUUAAAUAAUACUGGUGCUUCAUGGUUGAUUAAACAAAGCUAACUGUCACACUGAAUGCUGGUGCUUUUGAAAUUGCAUGAGCAUCGCAUUUUAGUCAAGCGUGAACAUUUACAGGGAAAUUAAAUCCAGUUAAGCUUUCCUCUGGAGGCAGAGAAUGACUUCACUGGGACAAAGGUGAAACACACCUAGUCCUAGCAGAAUUCUAAUUUAUCUUCAGAAUUAAGAACAUGUUUGUGACCCAGGGAAAUAUACUGGACAUCAAACAUUAUGAUUUAUAAAUAUGAAAACAUUCUGAAGAUAGUUAAAUUUGCUUUUGCUCUGUAAGUGCAGAAUUUGUGAUGAGCACUUUACUAAUUUCUCAUGCAGCAGCCAGGAGGUAGGGCAGCAACACUGGGCCCACAUUACUCCCAAGUAGGAUUAAAGUGGAGAGAGGGCACACACAUUUCUAGAGGCUCUUGCUAGCUUUGAAAGCAUUUGUCUUAAAGCAACAUAUCCAUUCGUUAUGGGAGUGUCUCCUAUGUUCUGUAAGUUUAUAAUUGGAUCUUAGUCCUAUGAAAUAAUACAGUUCAGGUUUAAGCACUAAGAAUUCCCCUCCUGUAAAGAUUUAACUUAGCUUUGCUCAUCUUAUGAGUCAUAACUUGAAAUACUCCAUGGGGAGGAAAAGCAUUUGCACACAUGCAAGUAUUUGCUGAAUUGGGGCCUAUGUUUUUUGUUGACUAAUGCACAAAUUCUAUGAUAAAGAGAUGUAUCAACACCAAAAAUGCCUAAGUGAUGGCUGCCACUAAGUGGCAGCUAAAUUAAGUUGUUUUCUCAGAUGCUGCUUGAGAAUAGAUUUUAUUUUAUUCUUUAUUACUGCAUAUCUUUGGAAGAGACUGGUAACUACCUAACAGCUACUGUAAGGCUGUUUUGUAUUUUAACAAAUGAGUCUUAAAAGCACUAUUACGCAGUUUUGUUUUGAUUUGUUUUGUUUUUCAGAUAACUGACUUUUGGGACAUGUAGCAAGUGUCUUGUACAAAGAACAAGCUAAAAAAACAUUUCAUUGCUUAAACUGUGUAUACAUAUAGCUAGUGUCAGACUGCAGAAGGAACGUGUGUACAUGUAAUUCACAAUACCAUUCAAAAUCUCUUGCUUUGCAAAUAAAGUUCUGCUUUUACCUAAGUGCAAAUAAAAUUAAUACUGUAAUACUACAGUUGCCUGACAGGCAAGUGUAGCGUAUAUAUGUUGUAGUGACCUUCAAAUGUAUAAUAAUUUAUUGUUACUUGGAUUAAGACAGCAGUUUCUAAAGUAGGUGCCAGCAUCCAAAAGCUGAGUUGUGGAACUGACAAGAAUGCAGUAGUUUUACUGUUAUUUGGGAUUGUGUAAAGUGAAAAAAUAAGUAGGGUAACAACUGGAAAAAAAGUUGGUAUGAUUGAUACAGUUUAAGACGUGAGUAAAAAUAGCAGUGGCUGUUAUCCCUUUUUAAUGGGCAAUUGGGUGCCAUGGUCAGAAGAAAUAUUCCAAAUAGCCACUUGUAAUCUGUGGUAUUUUUACUUUACUUGAAAACAAGGUGCACUGAAUAAGACUAUCAGUUUAAUGAGGGUUGUUGGAAGUUCUGCUGCGGAAGAAACAUAGAAACUUUGCUUAAUUAUAAGACUGCUUCAUUUUACUUUCUACCAAAAAUUAAAUAAAUA